Molecule: messenger RNA, 1383 nt
Organism: Penicillium manginii
Lineage: Eukaryota; Fungi; Ascomycota; Eurotiomycetes; Eurotiales; Aspergillaceae
Exons: 1
Coding region: 1-1383 (460 amino acids)
Molecular function (GO): hydrolase activity, acting on carbon-nitrogen (but not peptide) bonds
Source: RefSeq, a predicted model, not a curated record
AUGCCACUCAAAUCUAGAGCUGAAGGGGACACGGCUGCCACAUUCGACUGGCUACAUCAACCACCUCCAGUCCAUCGCAUCAAUCUCUCACUACCCCCAGUCGAGCGUUAUGUAGAACUAGCACGACUUUACCGAGAUCCAAUGCGAUCGCUACGGGGCACGUUUGACGAGUUGGUCUCCUCCCUAUCCUCCAAGAUUCCAUUGGGAUUGGUUCAUCGAUUGGCUCGUACCUUCUUACGCAGACUCUCCACAAGCGAAGAGACCGAGGAACUGCGAGGAAUCAGUCGUGCCACAGAUAUUGACCUUUACCUCCUAAUAUGCUUUAAUACUGUCCUAGAUCUCCUUAUGGGCUGCACAAGUGGAGGAGUGAGGACAAAGCAUGGAUCUGAGACCAGGAUUCUUCAUUUCCGGACCCUGGAUUGGGGCAUGGAGAAGCUUCGGCCUUUGAUUGUCCAGCUGGAAUUCGUCCGUGAUGAUGACCCGGAGAAAGUACUCGCGACAAGCGUAAGCUAUGCCGGCUUUGUCGGUGUUCUCACGGGCGUGAGGAAAGAUCUAAGCAUGUCGCUCAAUUUCCGCCCAGUUCAUGAUACAUCGAAAAACCUCGCGUUCUAUCUCAAUCAUCUUCUUGUUCUUCUUGGUCGACGCCCGUCUAUCUCUUCACUUCUGCGACAAUGUCUCGUCCCGUCUUCAUCGAAUUCAAAACGCCUAGGGUGGGUCUCGAAACUGCCGACUUUGUAUCAUAUCAUGGACGAUAUUCCCAGUCAACCCACUACCGCGGCCUAUCUCAUCUUCAGUGAUGGACAAAGGACGGUGACAAUGGAAAAAGAUGUCAAGACAGCGAUCACCCGUUUCGACCGAAACUUCAUCGUCGUCACGAACAAUGACCAGGAUUCGGCGGCAAUGCCAUCGCAAGAUGCAGCAAAGGACAAGGAAAGCAGCCAAAGUAGACUCGCCCUGGUCUCGGAGGAACCGCUAUCGAUGGAGGAGUUGAUCGAAGACAGCAAAGAAAGGCGGGCGUGUAUGCAGAAAAAAUGGGAUCACAAGAUGAAACAGAAUCAGCGGGAUAGAGCUCGGAAAGAAACAAGAGAGCCGCUCGUUGAUGAAAGUCCCAAGGAAACGAAUACCGACCAACCAGGAGUUCGCUCGUCACUACGCCUCCGACAAAAGGCAGCUGAGAGGCAAAAGCAAGCUAAUUUGGAAAUACGCAAGCUUCGUGGGGAUUCUGAUGGUUCAGAUAAGGCUAUCACGCCUGAAGAAGCGCUUAGCUGGCUCACCACGUUCCCAAUUGUGAAUGAGGACACUCACUAUGCCACCUUGAUGGAUCCAUCCGAGGGUACAUUGUUUUGGGUUAGUCUGUAUAAUUUAGGUCAAAUCUCAGCAUGA